AUGCUUGGUGUCUCAUCAAUAGCUUGCAAUUUGAUGAAUUUCCAAGUAGAACAGGAUUUGAAGGAAUUUGAAUUUGAGUCUUGGGACAUUGCCCACAUGAAGUCCAUUAUUGGUGCUCGAGCAUUCACAACAUCUCAAUCAGCACAAGCACACUUCAUCCUCUUCCAACAAAUAUUUGAGAUUGCCAGUGCAGACACAGGAAUUCAAACCAUCAUUGCUGAUGGACAUAAAGGCCAAGGUCUCAGCCUAGGUAUUCUCCACAGUCAGGUACCAAAGGACAUGGAAAUAGCCAUGUUGACCAUUGCAUCAAUGGAGCCUCAUCCUGACUUGCAGGGAACAUUAACGAAGAUCAAGAAAGGUGGAAAAAAGGCUGCAGCAUGGCUUAAAGAUAAAAUUGAAGGCACAAAGUUCACACUCCUAGCACUCUAUCAGCCUAACAGUCUUAUUCCACUCGAAAUCUGGAAGGCCUCACUGACUACUAUGAAUGGCAAUGAACAAGCACACAGGAAUGUCAACCAUGAUGGUGUGGGUCUUACACUUUUGGGAGGAAUCAUGCAAGGAUUUCACUAUGAUGAAAAUAUCAGCACUAGUCUGGACCUUUUUGAUGCAUUUGGCAUCAACUCCAGUGACUGUCUAUCUACCCAUGCUUACUGUGCAAAAUGUGCUCUUGCUCAACAUGUGAGACACACAAAGUCUUUGCUCUCACAGGGCAAUGCAAGCUUCGCAUGCAUUCAUCUCACCUCUUUGUCUGUCAAGCCUCAACCCAAACUCAUUCCCAACUCAAUGCUGAUGUCCAGUUCCACCAUUGUUCCAGUAUCAAUGUUCAGCACUCUCACUUCUGCACUAACUGCGGGUGCACAUGUUGCAGAUUAUUAA
Suillus subaureus is the source of this 876-nucleotide messenger RNA. RefSeq lists its product as uncharacterized. The transcript has 7 exons. Lineage: Eukaryota; Fungi; Basidiomycota; Agaricomycetes; Boletales; Suillaceae. The record is from RefSeq and is a predicted model, not a curated record. Bases 1 to 876 code for a protein of 291 amino acids.